GUAGUCUCCUCCUCUCAUGUGACUGAUCAUAUGAUUGUGACAUCAUCAAAGGUCCUUCAGUCUGUAGGAGCUGGAAAGGACCCUCUACCACUGACAAGAUAAUGGUCCUUUUCCCUACUGAUCCACAAUCCGUGGACCAGGACAAGAACACAUUGGCUGAAAGGAUAUUAAAACUUACCAUUGAAAUCAUCUACCUUGUGACUGGAGAGGAUUACACCAUAGUAAGGAAGACAUCUGAAAAAUGUGGGACACCCAGGAGCCAACCACAUUUACCAAGAUGUGGCAGCAGGACCCAGAGCCUCAUCAAUGUGCCCCUAGCCCAUUCAGUGAUACAUGAAAGAAUGAAUAAUGAGAAGAUCCUAGAAGUCACCUACAAGAUCAUUGAGCUGCUGACAGAAGAGGUUCCUAUCAGAUAUCAGGACAUUGCUGUCUAUUUCUCCAUGGAGGAGUGGGAGUAUUUAGAAAGACACAAGGAUCUCUACAAUGAUAUCAUGAUUGAGAAUCACCAUCCCUCCUCUUUAGCAGAUGGACCAAGUAAGAGAAACGCACCACAAAAUUGUCCCAGUCCUAUCUAUCCACAGGAUUUCCCACAGAACUAUCAGGGUCAAAAUCUGACUAAUACUGGAACCAACUCAAUUGUAGAAGACAUGUAUGCAAUGGGUGAUCAGUUUUGUAAGGAGGACGAAGUUUCAACAGAUAUUAUCCCAGAUGUAUCUUUUAAAAGAAACACAUCCAAAAGUUUUGCCAAUCCACCUUAUGCCAAGCAUUCUCCAGAAGGAAAUAAUAACCUGUGGGAGAAUCAGGAAAAAGAUCUGACCAACAUUAAAGUUGAAGUUAUUGUAGGAGAAGAACAGAUGUAUGCGUGGGAUCAUCAGUCGUGUGAGGGGGACGAGGUUCGUCUAGGUAUUUCCUCAGAUGACUACGCCAGCAUGUGGGAGAGUCACUUACUUAAAUAUCCAGAUUGUAAGGUAGAAGAAAACCAUAUUACAAAAGACACUCAUGAAAAACACUUCAUUACUUCAAAUAUGUCCUCAGUUCUUUACAGCGAAAAUCUACCAUCUGAUCAUUACAGUCAUGAGGAUCCUUCUCCUGGGUUAUUUGAGAUUUCACAAAGUGCAGACCACAAAGAGGGUAAAAUAUUCCCAUGUCCAGAAUGUGGGAAACAUUUUAAAAAACAGUCUAAUCUAUCCAUGCACAGGAGAAUUCAUAGUAACGAGAGGCCUUUUUUAUGUUCAGAUUGUGGGAAAUGUUUCACGCAGAAAUCAGAUCUUGUUAUACACCAGAGAAUUCACACAGGAGAGAAGCCAUUUCCAUGUUCAGAAUGUGGGAAAUGUUUUACCCAAAAAUCAGCUCUUCUAGAACACCAGAGAAUUCACACAGGGGAGAAACCAUAUUCAUGCUCGGAAUGCGGCAAAUGUUUUACCCAGAAAUCAGUUCUUGUCAAACAUCAAAGAACUCAUACAGGAGAAAGGCCAUUUUUGUGUUUUAUUUGUGGGAAAAGUUUCACCCAGAAGUCAAUACUUGUUCAGCAUCAAAGAACUCAUACAGGAGAAAGGCCAUUUUCAUGUUCGGAGUGUGGGAAAUGUUUCAACAAUAAGUAUGGUCUUAUUAUCCAUGAGAGAACUCAUACAGGGGAAAAGCCAUUUUCAUGUUCUGAAUGUGGAAAAAGUUUCAAAAAGAAAUCUAAUCUUAAUAAACAUGAACAAAUUCACAGACAUGAGAAGCCAUUUUCAUGCUCACAUUGUGGGAAAUGUUUCACAGAGAAAUCACAACUUAAUAAACAUCUAAGAACUCACACAGGAGAGAAGCCAUUUUCAUGUUCAGAAUGUGGAAAAUGUUUUACCCAGAACUCACAUCUUAGGAACCAUCACAGGGUUCAUACUGGGUAUAAUUAUCUUCAAAAACUCUGACUUUACACAAAUUGUUAAAGAAUAUUAUAAUAAAGAGUAUA
Molecule: messenger RNA, 1951 nt
Organism: Bufo gargarizans (Asiatic toad)
Lineage: Eukaryota; Metazoa; Chordata; Amphibia; Anura; Bufonidae
Product: oocyte zinc finger protein XlCOF8.4-like
Exons: 9
Coding region: 102-1910 (602 amino acids)
Biological process (GO): regulation of transcription by RNA polymerase II
Molecular function (GO): DNA-binding transcription factor activity; RNA polymerase II cis-regulatory region sequence-specific DNA binding
Source: RefSeq, a predicted model, not a curated record